This is a messenger RNA of Fomitopsis serialis, 1596 nucleotides long. RefSeq names its product glycoside hydrolase superfamily. The transcript has 7 exons. NCBI's taxonomy places the organism in Eukaryota, Fungi, Basidiomycota, Agaricomycetes, Polyporales, Fomitopsidaceae. The coding region runs from base 1 to 1596 and encodes 531 amino acids. The record is from RefSeq and is a predicted model, not a curated record. Gene Ontology annotation, molecular function: calcium ion binding; alpha-amylase activity. Gene Ontology annotation, biological process: carbohydrate catabolic process.
AUGCCACUCAAGGCUUUCUUCUGGGUACUUCUAUUCGCGGCCGCGGUGCUCGGGGCAUCGUACGAGGACUGGCAACACCGCUCAAUCUACCAGCUGGUGACUGACCGAUUUGCGACCUCCGAUGGGUCUGCCCCGGCGUGCGACACGUCCGCGCGGCAGUACUGCAACGGCACCUGGCAGGGCGUCAUCUCCAGGCUCGACUACAUCCAGAGCAUGGGCUUCGACGCCAUCUGGAUCUCGCCCGUCGUCGCGAACCUCGAAGGCGACACCGGCGACGGCACCGCGUACCACGGCUACUGGACCAUCGACCAGACGAGCCUGAACGAACACUUUGGCACGGACGGCGACUUGCAGCUGCUCAGCACGACGCUGCACCAGCGCGGCAUGCUCCUCAUGGUCGACGUCGUCGUGAACCACAUGGCCGCGCCGCUCCUGUCUGCGGCUGCCACGAACGCCUCGGCGCCGGCGGUCAACUACACCGCGUUCACGCCGUUCAACAACCAGUCGUCCUUCCACCCGUUCUGCUGGAUCACGGACUACGCGAACCAGACGGACGUAGAGCAGUGUUGGCUCGGCGACGCGGCGGUCCCGCUCGCGGACGUGGACACGGAGGACCCGGACGUCGUCGCGUUCUUCAACGGGUGGAUCGCGGACCUCGUGAAGACGUAUGGCAUCGACGGGCUGCGGAUCGACACGGUGAAGCACAUCCGGAAGGACUUCUGGCCCGCGUUCGCGCAGAGCGCGGGCGUGUGGAGCAUCGGGGAGGUGCUCGACGGUGACAUUGCGUACGUUGCGAACUACACACAGGUCCUCGACGCGGUGCUCGACUACCCGAACUUCUACCCGUUGACGCGCGGCUUCCAGAACAGCUCGGGCGACCUAUCGCAACUCGCGGCGUCAGUGCGCGAGGAGCAGCAGGCGUAUAGGCUAGGCACGUUCAUGACGGGCGCGUUCCUCGAGAACCAGGACAACCCGCGCUUCGCGUCGCUCACGACGGACCAGUCAGACGGGGUGCCGAUCUUGUACUACGGCCAGGAACAGGGGUAUGCGGGAGGGGACGACCCGUACAAUCGCGAGGCGCUGUGGCUCUCGGGGUAUGAAGAGGAUAAACCGCUUGUCAUGCACGUCCGCGUGCUCAACGCUGCGCGCAAGGCCGCGAUCGCGUGGAACAACGCCUCCUUCCUCAGUACACCUCUCGACUUCCCCGUGGCCUCCACCUCGCAGCUUGCUGUCUCGAAGUCACCGCUCCUCGCGCUCCUCGCGAACACCGGCCAAUCGUCCUCGCCGAGCUGGUCCGUUCCCAGCACGAACUACACCAAGGGCGAGGAGCUCAUCGACGUGUUGAGCUGCGUGACGACCAAAGUCGGCAGCGCCGGUGCGGUGGCGUGGACGGGGAGCUCGGGGAUGCCUGCGGUCCUUCUGCCGACGUCGGUGUUCAACGCGAGCUACUGCAACACGCUCAAAGGCGAUGUCAGUGGAAACGCGGGCAGCCCGUGGGUCGCGCAGUCAUCUGGGAGGGGGCUGGGCUUGAGCGUGGCCGGUGCGCUGGUCGCUACGGCCUUUACCAUCUGGUCUCUCGCUACGUGGGCGCUCUAA